This is a messenger RNA of Daucus carota subsp. sativus, 483 nucleotides long. Its product is annotated as zinc finger protein KNUCKLES. Bases 1 to 483 code for a protein of 160 amino acids. The transcript has a single exon. Lineage: Eukaryota; Viridiplantae; Streptophyta; Magnoliopsida; Apiales; Apiaceae. The record is from RefSeq and is a predicted model, not a curated record.
AUGGAAAGCGGCAAAGAGGUUCAUGAUCAGCAUGCACCGAGAGAGUGGCUGAAGUUGAGCCUAGGUGGGGAUCUAUGUUCAUCGGUUGAAGAUUCUGACUCGUCAAGACGCACUUCUGCCAAGAUUUAUUCAUGUAACUUUUGCAUGAGGAAAUUCUACAGUUCACAAGCACUAGGAGGCCAUCAGAAUGCACAUAAGAGGGAGAGGGGUGCAGCUAGAAGAAAUAAGUCCUGGAAUAUGGCAACGCUUAUAGCUUUGCCCAUGAAUGCGGGAGUAAUAAGAUCACUUGGGGUACAGGCUCACUCGCUUGUACAGAAACCUAGCAGGGAGGGGAUACCAGUAUCAGCUAGAUCUAGUGAACCCAUGGCAGAUUGUGGUAUGGCAUGGUUACCUUUCACUAUGGACGGAACUAAUAUGUGGCCAGGAAGUUUUUACUUGGAUAAGAAACAACCAGAGGACCUCGACUUGAACCUCAAGUUGUAA